This is a messenger RNA of Harpia harpyja (harpy eagle), 5285 nucleotides long. RefSeq names its product protocadherin beta-15-like. Gene Ontology annotation, cellular component: plasma membrane. NCBI's taxonomy places the organism in Eukaryota, Metazoa, Chordata, Aves, Accipitriformes, Accipitridae. The transcript has a single exon. Gene Ontology annotation, molecular function: calcium ion binding. Bases 134 to 2575 code for a protein of 813 amino acids. Gene Ontology annotation, biological process: homophilic cell-cell adhesion. The record is from RefSeq and is a predicted model, not a curated record.
CCGAGCCGGCCGGACUCGGCGCGAGGGAGGGCGCCCGCCCGCCGGCCCGCCCCGCCGCGCUGCUGCCGGGCGCCGCUUUCCGCGGAGGACUGCGCGGGCGAUCCGCGAGACGGAGGCUGUCCGCCGCCCCGACAUGGCGAUCGCAAGGCAAGUGCUUUGUCUCUCUGCUUUCCUCUCCCUGCCGCACGCUCGCGCCGAGCCCAUCCGCUACUCCGUAGCCGAGGAGGGGGAGAGCGGCUCCGUGGUAGCCAACGUGGCGGAGGACGCGGGGCUGGCCCCGGCGCAGCUCUCGGCUCGCCGCGCCCGCCUGGCCUCGGAGGACGGCCGGCAGCACUUUCGCUUAGAGCGCGGCACCGGCCGCCUCGUAGUGGCGGAGAGGCUGGACCGGGAGGAGCUCUGCGGGCAGUCCGCUACGUGCACGCUCCCCUUCGAGCUGCUGCUGGCGAACCCCCUGCAGUUCUUUCGGGUCGAGGUGGCCGUGGAGGACAUCAAUGACCAUUCGCCCGUUUUCCCGGAGGAGCAAGUCACUUUUAAGAUCCCGGAAAGGAGCGACCCGGGCUCGCGUUUCCCGCUGGAGGGGGCUCGGGACCUGGAUGUUGGCAGCAACAGCAUCCAGGCUUACAGCAUUGCACCCCAGAACGAAUACUUUAGUGUCUCCUUUGGGAGUCGGAUUAAGGGCAAGAAGUAUGUAGAACUGGUCUUGGAAAAGCCACUGGACAGAGAGGAGGAGGCGGAGGUGUGUUUCAGCCUCAUUGCCGUGGACGGAGGCUCUCCACCCAGGAGCGGCACCACCCAAGUCCGCAUUGUCGUGCUAGAUGUAAAUGACAACGCUCCCGUCUUCACGCAGGAGCUGUACGUUGGGCAGGUUUUGGAAAAUGCAGCGGAGGGCUCUGUGGUUCUCAGCGUGGUGGCAACGGAUCGGGAUGCAGGACCUAAUGGGGAGGUGUCCUAUCAGUUCAGCCAAGCGGUGGGCCAGAGCCACUCAUCAUUUGCGAUCGACCCUGUGACCGGUGAAAUUAGACUCACGAAGCCUCUGGACUUUGAGGCAGCAGAGAAUCACGAGCUCAGUGUGCGGGCCACGGAUGGCGGGGGCCUCUCAGCAAUCUGCAAGGUGUUGGUGGAGGUGGUGGAUGUGAAUGACAAUGCGCCGGAGGUGGUGGUCAGUUCCUUCAGCAGCCCCCUCCCCGAGAACGCAUUACCCGGGACAGUGGUCGCCCUCUUUACUGUCAGGGACCGGGAUGCUGGUGCCAACGGGAUGAUCUCCUGUGCCCUUGAGGACCAGCUAUUGUUCUCCCUGCGGCCGGCCUAUAAGAAGUACUAUGAGCUGGUGACCGUGAGCACGUUGGACCGGGAGGAGACGGCACGUUACAGCCUCGCUGUCACAGCGGCAGACGCGGGGUCACCUCCUCUCACAACCACCCAGACCUUCACGGUGGACAUCUCCGAUGUCAAUGACAAUGUGCCUGUCUUCAACCAGACAUCGUACACCAUGUACGUGCGUGAGAACAAUGUCCCCACGGUGCUCGUUGGAGCCGUCAGCGCCUCAGAUGCCGACGAGGGGCCCAAUGCCAAGGUGACGUAUUCCCUGGCACCAGCCCACCCUGCCGAGCGGCCUCCCUGCUCCUGCAUCUCCGUGAACUCUGAGAACGGGCAGGUAUUUGUGCUGCGGCCUCUGGACUACGAGCAGGUGAGGCAGAUCGAGGUCUUGGUGAGCGCCUCCGAUGCGGGGACACCUCCCCUUAGUGCCAACGUCACUGUCCGCCUUGUUGUGGUGGACGAGAAUGACAAUGCGCCACUGGUGCUGUACCCCUCACAGGACAGCAGCCCCGUGUCCAGCGAGCUGGUGCCCAAGUCAUCUGAAGCGGGGUACCUCGUCACCAAAGUGGUGGCUGUUGACGCCGACUCGGGGCAGAACUCGUGGCUCUCGUACCACCUGCUGAGGGCCACUGACCCUGGGCUGUUUGCAGUGGGUGCCCAAAGUGGGGAGGUGCGACUGAGGCGGCCGGUGACAGAGAGGGAUGCUGUGAAGCAGAAGCUCGUCGUCCUGGUGCGAGACAACGGGCAGCCACCGCUGUCAGCCACCGCUGCACUGAGCGCGCUCCUGCUCAAUGACUUCUCAGACGUGCACCUGCCACACAGCAGCCUGGCCACGGAGGAUGAGGGUGGCUCCCUGACAACCUAUUUAAUCAUUUCAUUGGUCUUCGUCUCAGUCCUCUUCCUCGCAUCCAUGGCAGCCUUCAUCGUGCGCAAGGUGUGCAAGAGCAAGGAGCUGAAGGGGGGGCACGUGCUUUACGGCACUGGCAACUUGCAGAGUGGCCUGGCUGACGCGGCCGCUGCGGCGACCCUGCCCCACGCCUAUUGCUACGAGAUCAGCCUCACGACGGGCUCGGGCAACAGUGAGUUCAAGUUCCUGAAGCCCAUCCUCCCCAGCCUGCCACCGCAGCACAGUGGCAUGGGCAGGGGCACCGGCGAUGAACAAGAAUUCUCCCGUGGCCCUGUCACCAUGGAGGAUGUGGCACCAGACAACCCAGGGACACUCUCUGCGGAACAGUUCAACAGUCUUUCCUUCAACUAGCAUGGAGUCAAGCACAGCCAAAGGCUUCAUGCCUCGCGAUGGGAAGGGAUCUGGGCUACAACACGUGGCAACGGUUCCCCCAGAGUAAAUCUGUAUUUGCCAUUGGCAUCACUGAUUUCCCACAAAUUCUAAGUCAGAAGAAAGGUUGUCCCCCCCUCCCAAACUAAAGAAACAAAAGAAACUAAGGCUCCCUCAGUCAGGCAAUGGCAUGUUUCAGCUCUGUUUCAGCCUUUUCUGAAAUGCUUGGUGUGUGGGGUUAGGUCCAAGGCCCCCGGCUAAGUUCAUGUCUCACUUGCUCUUAGGCAAGACCCUGAACCUGUAUUUCUGAUACAGGCAAGCAUGCCAUUGGCCUUCUCGGCCACCUGGGCACACUGCAGAUUCAUACUCAGCCGGCUGUCAACCAGCACCCUCAGGUCUUUUUCUGCCAGGCAGCUUUCCAGCCACUCUUCCCCGAGCCUGUAGCACUUCAUGGGAUUGUUGUGACACAAGUGCAGGACCCGGCACUUGCCCUUGUUGAACUUCAUACAAUUAGCCUCGGCCCGUCGAUCCAGCCUGUCCAGAUCCCUCUGUAGAGCCUUCCUACACUCAAGCAGAUCAACCAUACCUCCCAACUUGGUGUCGUCUGCAAACUUACUGAGGGUACACUCGAUCCCUUUGCCGAUUUCGUUGAUAAAGAUACUAAGGAGAACUGGCCCCAAAACCGAGCCCUGGGGAACACCACUUGUGACCAGCCGCCACCUGGAUUUAACUCCGUUCACCACAACUCUCUGGGCUCAUCCACCCAGCCAAUUUUUUACCCAGCAAAGAGUACACCUGUCUAAGCCAUGAGCCGCCAGCUUCUCAAGGAGUAUGCUGUGAGAGACAGUGUCAAAGGCCUUACUAAAGUCCAGGUAGACAGCCUCCACAGCUUUCCCCUCAUCCACUAGGCGGGUCACCUGCUCAUAGAAGGAGAUCAGAUUGGUUAAGAGCAGGACCUGCCUUUCAUGAACCCAUGCUGGCUGGGCCCGAUCCCCUGGUUGUCCUCCACCUGCCGUGUGAGCACACUCAAGAUGAACGGCUUCUUAAUCUUCCCUGGUACCGAGGCCAGGCUGCAAGGCAUCUAGUUCCCUGGAUCAUCCUUCCGACCCUUCUUGUAAAUGGGCAUCACAUUGGCAAGCCUCCCGUCAUCUGGGACCUCCCCUGUUGACCAGGACUGCUGAUAAAUGAUGGAGAGUGUCUUGGCAAGCUCCUCCGCCAGCUCCCUCAGUACCCUCGGAUGGAUCCCAUCUGGUCCCAUAGACUUGUGAGUGUCCAGGUGGCGUAGCAGGUCAUUACCUGCUUCCGCCUGAAUUAUGAGGAGUAUAUGCUGCUCUCCGUCCCUGUCUUCCAGCUCAGGGGGCUGAGUACCCUGAGGAUAACUGGUCUCACUAUUAAAGACCGAGGCAAAGAAGGCAUUAAGUACCUCAGCCUUCUCCUCAUCUUUGGUGGCAAUGUUCCCCUCUGCGUCCAAUAAAGGACGGAUAUUCUCCUUAGCUCUCUUUUUGUUGCCAACGUAUUUGUAAAGACAUUUUUUGUUAUCUCUUCUGACAGCGGCCAGGUUGAGUUCUAGCUGAGCUUUUGCCUCUCUAAUUCUCUCUCUGCAUGACCUAACAAGAUCCCUAUACUCUUCCUGAGUUGCCUGCCCUUUCUUCCAGACGUGGUAAACUCUCCUUUUUUUCCUGAGUCCCAGCAAAAGCUCCCUGUUCAGCCAGGCCAGUUGUCUUCCCCGACGGUUUGUCUUGCUGCCCAUGGGAAUAGCCUGCUCCUGAGCCUUUAAGACUUCCUUCUUGAAGAACGUCCAGCCUUCCUGGACCCCUUUGCCCUUCAGGACUGUCUCCCAAGGGACUCUCUCAACCAGUGUCCUGAACAGGCCAAAGUUUGCCCUCCGGAAGUCCAUGGUAGUGGUUUUGCUGACCCCCUUCCUUACCUCACCAAGAAUCGAGAAUUCUAUCAUUUUGUGGUCGCUAAGGCCACGACGGCCUCCGACCACCACAUCUCCCACCAGUCCUUCCCUGUUUGUAAACAGUACGUCUAGGAAGGCUGCUCCCCUGGUAGGCUCACCUACCAGCUGUGUCAGGAAGUUCUCUUCCACACACACUCCAGGAACCUCCUAGACUGUUUGCCCUCUGCUGUGUUGUCUUUCCAGCAGGCGUCCGGAAAUCUGAAGACCCCCACAAGAACAAGGGCACACGUUUGUGAGACUACUGCCAGCCGCUUGUAGAAUGUUUCAUCUGCCUCUUCAACCUGGUUGGGUGGUCUAUGACAGACUCCCAGCACGAUAGCUGCGUUGCUGGCCUUCCCCUUCAUCCUUACCCACAAGCACUCGACCUUAUCAUCACAAUCGUGGAGCUCUGUACAAUGAAAACCCUCCCUGACAUAGAGAGAGACACCCCACCACCUCUCCUUCCUUGCCUAUCCCUAUGCCUCUCUGAACGUCUUAGAGUGUUUGCAUUCUGCAUUCUCCUUUUUGCCCUUUCUCCUUCUACUCUGCGCACUGUGUUUGAGCCUUGUCUUGCCUACUCCUCUGAAAAAAGACUGUCACCCCAUGUAUACUAACAGAUGCUUUGAAUGAAGGCGGUGUGGCACAGAAUAUUCGGAAGCCCUCUCGCUGUGCAGUGCUGCAGUUAUAACCUGUACCGUUGUAAACCGGGAUACCCUUUUGUGUAAAAGUGAAAUAAAGAAGAGAAUCGAA